AUGUUUUAUUUAAAAUAUGUUUGGUCUCUUACUUUUUUACAUUUCACGUAUGCUACACUUAAAUUCAAUCUGUACUAUACAGAUUCGAUAAGUAAUACUUCAUUACAGUAUAAUUGUUUACGUAUUGUCACUUCGACACGUGGAAGAAAUACGAAUAAUCAACAAAAAUUUCGUCUUAAUCCUGAAACUGACACAAUUAAUCUUGAAAUAAUGUCAUAUUGUAUGAACGAGUUCUCACCAAGCUUUCAUAUUGAAGAAAAAACAGAUGAUGAUAAGAAAUUUACUUUUUAUGAUCUUUCAAAAAAGAAUAUUACUAGUGAACAAUUAUAUCUUUGGUCAGCACCAAUUGAUCUUAUUGAAAAAUAUCAAUCCUAUUUAAACAAACAAUCAGAAGCCAAUGAAAUCUUCUAUAAUUGUACAUUACCCAGAUUUGGUCUUCAAUGUCAAUAUGAAUUUAUCUCUUCUCAUUCUAAUUAUUCAUCCAUACAUGAACUUAUUCAUAAAUAUUAUACAACAAAUAUCUAUAAUUCAGCUAGUUUAACCUGUUAUAAGCAUUUAGAAUGUUAUCAUGGUUCGAAUCUCGUAUGUUUAGAUUGGAUUGACAUUUGCAAUGGUCAUAUCGAUUGUAUUGAUAAUGGAAUAGAUGAAGAAUAUUGUUGGCAACUUGUAAUAAACCCAUGUAAUGAGAAUGAAUUUCAGUGUCAUAACGGACAAUGUAUUCCGAAGAUAUUUUAUCAAGAUGAUAAAAAUAUUUUUGAUUGUGUUGAUGCUUCGGAUGAAAUUUUAAGUUAUCGAAAUCUCCCAAAUCUAUGUCAUACACGUGAACCAACAUUCGGAUGCGAAGAUAGAAUAUGUAAAGAAGGAUUGUCAACAAGUUCAUGUGUGAAUAAAAGAAAACCUUUACCCAUGAAUACGAUAUUUUCGAUUCGAGAUAAUUCUACAAGCGAUGAUUGUUGGUUUGCAAUAAGAUGUAUGUUCGAUCGAUUAUAUUCCAAAGAACUAUUUUGUCAAAAAGUUUAUGCAGAACGCACACAUCGAAAUACGUUAUUAGAUACCUGCCCAGAAAUACUUUUUGUACCUAAUUAUCCAAUUUUAUUUGGCGAUACUUAUAUCAUUAUGUACAAAAAUCAAUUAAAAGAGCUAAGCAAUGACUCGUUUUUAUCGCCAUAUAUUUUUUCUAAUUCAUCUUUUCGUUAUGAUAGUUCUCUUAAUAUUUUGUCGGAGAUUCAUUUUAAAAGUAAUCCGUUCGAAAUUUCAACUGGUAAUACAGAUAGUGAACUAAUAAUACAAUAUUACCAAUAUCUUGACGAUGUUUAUGGAAAUCUGAAACGACACCGUCUUUAUUUAGACUGCGCAUCGAUAAAUUGUAAUAGAUCGCAUAUCUACCAAUGCACAAAUUCAUCAAAAUAUAUUUUACUACAUCGCCUUUUUGAUAUAAAUGUUGACUGUCCACACAAGGAUGAUGAAAAUAUGUCAAUUAUGAAAACGAAUCCUAAUUUGAAGGAACAAUUACAAAAAAGUCAUUUUUAUUGUCAUGCAGGGAACAAAUAUCUUUCGCCAGGUUUGAUUAAUAAUAAUAUCUGUGAUUGUCCAGAUAAUGUACUAGGUUUAUGUGUAGAUGAAAAUGUUGGAGAUGAGGAUAUUACAAGAGAAAUAUUGUUUCCAACAGUUUGUGAUGGAUUUCAAGAAUUAUUACCAAUUCUCAUAGAAAAUCAAAAUCAUACGGAUGAAACAGAAUGUCAACAAUGGGAAUGUGACAAUGUUUAUACGCAUUGUGAUGGUGUAUGGAAUUGUGAUAAUGGUGCAGAUGAAACUGGUUGUGAUCAAAUAUCAAGAUUAAUGUGUUCUAUAAACCAACAUUUAUGUGUUUCUAUAUCAACAUAUAAAUUAACUUGUGUAGAUCUUAGUAGAAUAAAUGACGGUAAACUUGACUGUAUUGGUGGUACUGAUGAACCAAGACGAACGAUGCACUUACCACAACCUAGUGGUUUAAAACGUUAUGCAUAUAUAUUCACUUGUAUGAAUCACACAGUUAGUCCCGAUUUAUUACCUUUCAUGUUAUGUAACGGUCACACUGUAUGUAAGUAUGAGGAUGAUGAAAAGUUUUGUGAUACAGAUCAAACAAAUUUCGCACAUCGUGGAAUUUGUCUAUCAAAUAAUAUAUACUAUGGUUCACAUGCUGAGAAGUUCUUAUGUGGAUUUGUAACGAUUAAAUACAAACGAGCGUAUAUAUUUUUUAAACUUGAUAAUGUCAUUAACUUGCCCAAGAGAAUUAGUGAAGAUAGUAUUGAUCAUUCAAGUUUAGCUUCUCAGCUUAAAUUUCAUUGCCAUCGUGGUCUUAAUUUACGUGUUUGGCCAAAUAAUGAUCGAAUAUGUCUUUGUCCGCCAAGUUAUUAUGGUGAUGAUUGCCAAUAUCAAAAUCAACGUAUUAGUCUUGUUAUCAAAUUUCGAGCUUUAUCGGAUUCAUGGCGAAUAGAAUUUGCAAUAAUUAUUUCACUUAUUGAUAAUAGUGAUGAUCGAAUUGUUCAUUCAUAUGAACGAAUAACAUAUUUAUCAUUGAAAGAUUGUAAAACCAAAUUUCAUUUUUAUCUUCUUUAUUCAACUCGACCGAAGGAUUCAAUGAAAAACUAUUCGAUACAUAUAGAUUUCUAUGAACGAAAAACUUUAAAUCAUCGAGGAAGUUUAUUAUAUCCCAUUCUUUUCCCAUUUUUACCUGUGUAUCGUCUUGCAUUAAUCGUUGAUAUACCUCCAGCUAGUAAUAUUCAAAGUCAAAUUUGUUCAAAAAAUCAAUGUAAACAUGGAAAAUGUAUUAAAUACGUAAAUAAUCUCGAUUUCUGUCAAUGUAAAGAAGGAUGGUAUGGACGAGAUUGUACUAAAAGAUAUAUCCAUACAUGUUCAUCGGAUUCAUUAUCAAUUGGAAUCUCAGCUAAUCAACGAUCAAUAUGUGUUUGUCCACCAAAUAAAUUUGGUCCUCGAUGUCUACUCUCGAUUAAUACAAUGUGUCAAAGCAAUCAUCAGACAACAUGUCAGCAUGGUGGUCAAUGUGUUCCAACUAAUCCUGAGAUGAUAUCUAAUCAAGAAUUUACAUGCGUUUGUGAAAGCAAUUACAGUGGAGAUCGAUGUGAAACAAUUGAUACUGUAAUUAGUUUAUCAUUUCAUACAGAUAUUCUUCUAUCACACGAAUUGUAUAUCCAUUUUAUUCGAAUUAUGAAUAAUUUAACACAUCAACGAUCAACAACCGCUCGUUCGCUUACAGUUAAAGAAGAUUUAAUUAAUAUAACAUGGCCGCAACCAUUUCAUAUUGUUUUUAUUGAUAUUUCGAAUAAGUCUUAUUAUUUAGUUGCUGUUGAAAAUAUUUAUAUUCCAUCAAGAAAUAUCAAUAAAAUGAUUAAAUCAUCCGACCGUUGUUUACAUAUAAAUGAAUUUUCAUUAAACAAAACAUUAGUUCAAUGGCAUAUUCGUCGUGUUAAAUAUUAUCAUUUACUCUGUCAAAAUCAAUCAGUAAAUUUUCCUUGUUUUUAUGAUGAUUUGCAGAUAUGUUUAUGUUAUCAAUAUGGUGGAAAACGUUUAGCGAAUUGUUUUAAUUUUGAUCAUAAUAUGACAUUUAAUUGUGAAGGCCAAAGUGAAUGUGAAAAUCAUGGUAAAUGCUUUGAAGAUCAAUCUGAAUGUCCAACAACAUCGAUUUGUUUAUGUCCGCCAUGUUAUUUUGGACAACGUUGUCAACUUACAACUAAAGGUUCUGGUUUAUCUCUUGAUGUUAUAUUAGGUUAUCAAAUAUUACCAAAUCUAAAUAUUAAUAAUCAACCAUUUAUUAUAAAAUUAAAUUAUGCAUUAGCUAUAAUCUUUCUCAUUCUUGGAUUUCUUAAUGGUAUUCUUUCUCUCAUGACAUUUCUCAAUAAAACAAUAUGUAAAGUUGGUUGUGGUUUGUAUUUAUUAACUUUAUCAAUAAUAAGUUUACUGAUAACAAUUUUCUUUGGAUUGAAAUUUUUUAUUCUUCUUUAUUCUCAUAUGUCAAUUCUAAGAAAUGAAACAUUUUUACGUCAUCAAUGUUAUAUAUUUGAUUUUAGUUUACGUUUGUUUCUUUCAAUUUCUCAAUGGUUAAAUGCAUGUAUAGCGAUUGAACGAACUAUUACAGUGAUAAAUGGGGUGAAUUUUGAUAAGGAAAAAAGUAAAAAAACAGCUCAAAUUAUAAUUAUUAGUCUUUUUAUUAUUACGGGUAGUAGUUGUAUUCAUGAUUUAAUUUAUCGCGAAUUGAUAACUGAAAUAAAAUCUGAUGAUACUCGUCUAAAUCAAUUCUGGUGUGUUGUUCGUUAUUCAUCAAAGUUAGAAAUCUAUAAUUCUCUUAUACAUACAUUUCAUAUUAUUGGUCCAUUUAUUAUUAAUUUAGCAUCUGUUGUAAUUCUCAUAUUAAAAAAAACUCGACAAGAAUCAAAUCUUCAUAAGCAACAAUCUUAUAAACUUAUUUUACGUAAAACAAUUAAAGAACAUCGAAAUUUAUUAACUGCUCCAAUUGUUUUAGUUAUUCUUGGUAUCCCACGUAUAAUUCUUAUAUUUGUAUCAAAAUGUAUGAAAUCAUCAAAUGAUGCAUGGUUAUUUCUUACUGGAUAUUUUAUUUCAUUGAUUCCACCAAUGUUAAUCUUUUUAAUAUUUAUUUUACCGUCAACAUUUUAUAAAGAAAUAUUUUACAAAACUUUUAAACCGCAUAUAUUCAAUAUUUUACGAUGGUUUGGUUUGAUACAAUAA
Molecule: messenger RNA, 4743 nt
Organism: Adineta ricciae
Lineage: Eukaryota; Metazoa; Rotifera; Eurotatoria; Adinetida; Adinetidae
Source: the annotation of a GenBank genome assembly